Penicillium manginii is the source of this 993-nucleotide messenger RNA. RefSeq names its product SMP-30/gluconolactonase/LRE family protein. The transcript is spliced from 2 exons. The record is from RefSeq and is a predicted model, not a curated record. Lineage: Eukaryota; Fungi; Ascomycota; Eurotiomycetes; Eurotiales; Aspergillaceae. Bases 1 to 993 code for a protein of 330 amino acids.
AUGCCCACGAAUUCUGAGACUUGCUUUCGGAUUCAUGAUCGGCGCUUUUCAGUAAUCGUUGGACCCACACCAACACUAGAGCUUCUGGCAGAGCAUCAAGCCUAUCCUUUCGCUCACGAGGCUGGAGUAUUCUUUCCUGAUAGCAACGAUCUCUAUAUCACUAGCAACCGUUGUGUCGGCCCGGAUAAUGAAAAUAAGGUCUAUAUCACUCGUGUAGACUUGGAUCAAAGGCCAGUGGCUUACGAGGAAGUUCCCACGGAUAUUCCCAUGGCCAAUGGAGGCAUAAACUACGGCCAGAGCGACAUUCUCCUCUGCUCGCAAGGCUCCAUGGACCAACCGAGUGGUUUAUACCGUAUGUCCACACGUUCAUACGAAUCACAGCUAUUGAAGAGCGAAUUCUUCGGUCGGGAGUUUAACUCUGUCAAUGAUGUGGUGGUACACACAGAUGGCUCAGUCUGGUUCACGGAUCCCAUUUACGGCUUUGAGCAGGGCUAUCGACCAUCUCCACGCUUGCCCAAUCAAGUUUACCGAUGGUGCCCGAAUAGUGAAAAUAUUCGAGCCAUGGCCGAUGGUUUUGGAAGACCAAAUGGUAUUUGCUUCUCACCAGAUGAAAAGAGGGCUUAUAUCACCGAUACCGAUCGGGUUCACGGUGACGGGACGGUAGAUGAUCAGCGGGUUUCUUCAAUCUAUGCAUUCGAUAUAUCUGAGUAUGAUGGAGAGAAAUUCCUCACAAAUCGGCGUCUUUUUGCCAUGGCGGACCAAGGUAUCCCAGACGGCAUCAAGUGUGACCUUGAAGGGAAUGUUUACAGUGGCUGCGGGGAUGGCAUCAAUGUAUGGUCUCCGGGUGGCGUUCUUCUAGGUAGGAUCAUUAUUGAAGGUGGUGUUGCAAACUUUUGUUUCGGGAGAAACGGGGAGAUCUUUGCUCUGAAUGAGCAUCGACUUUGGAGAGUCCAGCUAGGAGCGACUGUGAAGGGAGCAUUGCUCGGGUUAUAG